This is a messenger RNA of Cetraspora pellucida, 598 nucleotides long. The record is from the annotation of a GenBank genome assembly. NCBI's taxonomy places the organism in Eukaryota, Fungi, Glomeromycota, Glomeromycetes, Diversisporales, Gigasporaceae.
CGUAAAAUUACUUGCGAGAAAGAUAUAUGGUCAGCAACAGAUGUGAAUAUCUUCGAUACAUUAACACCACUAGAUCGACCUAUUUCUUUUUUGGAUGGCCGUGCUUUGAAAAAUAUUGUUGGCGAACCGGAUUUUAUCAUAGUUGAUGAUAAUAUUAAACUUCUUAUGCCCUGGGAAUCUAAAACUAAGUGGGUUUUGAAUGUGCUUCCGGACCAAAACAUUGUUACGCUCUAUAAUGAGGAAAAGGAAUUUCGAGAGGGACCAUAUGCUUAUUCUAAUGAUAUUUCGGUAUAUUAUCCUAUAAACCAAAUAUACGGAUAUGGUAUCUUGUCAACAUACAACCAAACUUGGUUCCUUGAAAGAGGAGUAACUGGAGAAGACUAUGGAUGGUUGCAUGUGUCAGACGCCAUUACAAACUCUUCAAUUAAUCCCACGUUACUUAAAUCCGUCGCUUAUAUAAUCAACCUUGCGUCUAUUGAUCGUUACGCACCUUUCCUUGAAAAACCUAUAAUGGUUGCUGAUAAUGCUAACAAAGACGAUGAUGAUUGUGAUGAUUAUUUUUCCGAAAAGAAAGGUGACAGAGAAUUUAAGUACAAGG